CCACCCUACUAACAAGAUGACCUGGGUCGAAGUUUCGCGGCGCAAGAAAGAGUCCCUUCAUAGCCUGAUUCCACCACAAUGGAAAUUGUCCGCUACUGGAGACGCAGAUGCAGCUACGUGCCUUGAUGUGUCCAGCCUAGUAUUGUCUGAACUCAGCCUCAAUGAACGUUUGAUUACAGGAAGCAAUGUUGAACAGAUACUGAGGUCUAUCUCCGAGGGCGAAAUGACCUCGUAUGAGGUCAUCUCUGCCUUUUCUCAUCGCGCAGCAUUGGCUCAUCAAUUGACGAAUUGUCUAAGCGAAAUCAAUUUUGAGAGCGCUAGCAAACGUGCGCGAGAGUUGGAUGCUUACUGGCGAUUGCAUGGUCGUACAUACGGACCAUUGCACGGUCUUCCAAUAAGUGUCAUGGACAGAUACAGUAUCAGUGGACUUGAGAGCGCAUGUGGAUUCGUCAGUUGGCUAGGGAAUCCCAAAAACGCCGAAGACGAGGGUACCGUUGUUCGAAGAAUGCAGAGUCUUGGUGCUAUAGUGCUUUGCAAAACAAAUGUGCCGAUGAGCAUGAUGUUGGGCGAGACGACCAACAAUAUCGUGGGAUCGACAGUCAAUCCCUUCAAUAGGAACUACUCUGCUGGAGGUGCAUGUGGUGGUGAAGGCGCUUUGAUAGCGCUUAAGGGCUCGCCGCUGGGUCUGGCGACUGAUAUGGCCGGAUCGACUCGUAUCCCAUCUUCCUUUUGCGGACUCUACGGCAUGAAGCUCUCCGAAGAAAGAUUACCAACAGAUGGUAUAGAAAGUGUACUUCCAGGCUUACCUGUCGGCGCUGGUUCUGUCGGAAUGAUAUCCGCUGAUGUAAAGUCGCUACAACACGUCCUCAGGCUACUCUUGGAUUCGGCUCCUUGGAAUUCAUGUUCUGACGUCCUCGAAAUACCUUGGCGACAGGAAAAACUGGACGCCAUAAAGAAGCGAGCAUACAUACCAGAAAAAUUAAAUGGUAGGCUGGUAUUUGCUCUGAUGAAAGAUGACGGCCACUCGACGCCCGAUCUCCCGACCAAACAGGCACUUGCAACUGUGGAGCAGUCACUAAGACUAUGCGGCCACGAGGUCGUUGAUUGGAAGCCACCAUCACACAAGACUGCCACCGAGACACUUUUCAAAAUAUUUGGCUCUACUUCAGGCAAAUGUAUUCGUGAAGCAAUUGACGCUAGCGGAGAGCCACCAGUAGAUCAACUCAAGGAAUGGUAUAAUCAAGCGGAUACUGGCUCGCUACCUACUGAGGAAUUCUGGAAACUCUGCGAAGAGAUGCAAAUCUACAAGCGAUCUUACAUGGAAUAUUGGCUAUCAGCGAGUGCAGAAACCGUCUCUGGCAGAUCGAUAGAUGGAGUAAUUCUGCCUGUCUCACCUAACGCCGCCACCCGGGAAGGGACUGAUCGAUAUUUUGGUUACACUGCUGUGGCCAAUGCACUGGACCUUCCAUCGUGCACUUUUCCUGUCACGGGUAGGGGAUCCGUGCUUGAUGGUGAUUCAACCGAGUUCUCAGUCGAUCAUGCACAAGGGCUUCCUGUCGGACUUCAGGUGAUGUGUUGGAGACUACAGGAAGAGAAGGUUCUGGCGCUGGUGGAAGCCAUCGGGCAAUCCAUGGAUCAAACCUAUAAUCCCGGUGGCACUCAUACAGGAGAGUGGUUCAAUCACUCUCAAUAAAGCCGAGUUGGAGGAGUCAAUAAGCUUGCGAGUAAAUAUAAGAAAAUGAGCUGUUUAUUGCUUUCUACAUUGAGCAGCCCCUCUACUUCCUUCCGAGCCGAGACCUACAACUUCUGAGCAUGCCGAAGAUUCGGUCCUGCAUACUUAAACGGCAGCUGCCUGUCACCGAGCUCAUCUUCUAUGUCCAUCAAUCUGUUAUAUUUUGCAACACGUUCGCCACGACAGGGAGCACCGGACUUGAGAUGGCCAGUUCGGAGACCGACUGUUAGGUCGGCAAUGAAGUCAUCCGUAGUUUCA
Aureobasidium pullulans EXF-150 is the source of this 1990-nucleotide messenger RNA. RefSeq names its product amidase. The coding region runs from base 17 to 1693 and encodes 558 amino acids. The transcript is spliced from 10 exons. The record is from RefSeq and is a predicted model, not a curated record. Lineage: Eukaryota; Fungi; Ascomycota; Dothideomycetes; Dothideales; Saccotheciaceae.